AUUACAAACUGCUCAAUACAAGGUAUUGAAAAAUGAAAGGUUUAUAUUUCUUUGUUAGUAUAAGUGUUCUUUUUUCUCUUAUUGUUGGACAAAAUGACGUAUGUGGACCUCAUGAAAUUUUUAACAGUUGCGGAUCACCAUGUAGACGUGAGUCAACAUGCCAAAAUGGAAACCGUUUCCCAAUAUCUGGUGGUGCUUGCAUAGCAUUAUGCGAACCAAGAUGCGAAUGCGACGUUAGAAAUGGUUGGAUCAGAUCUCGCCUCAAUGGACCUUGUAUUAACACAUCAGCGUGCAAGCGUUAUUAAGCAUGCAAUUUGAAAAAAUAUGAUAUUUUAUCGUAGAUAAAGAUUAGAGAGGAAUUGAAAAAUGUAUUUUAUUAAUAAAAAUUUAAAUAAAU
Messenger RNA from Psylliodes chrysocephalus, 397 nucleotides. The record is from the annotation of a GenBank genome assembly. NCBI's taxonomy places the organism in Eukaryota, Metazoa, Arthropoda, Insecta, Coleoptera, Chrysomelidae.